Molecule: messenger RNA, 5116 nt
Organism: Xenopus laevis (African clawed frog)
Lineage: Eukaryota; Metazoa; Chordata; Amphibia; Anura; Pipidae
Gene: arfip2.S
Product: arfaptin-2
Exons: 8
Coding region: 134-1171 (345 amino acids)
Source: RefSeq, a predicted model, not a curated record
CAGCGCAGUCAUGUGACCCUCUAGUUACACGUGACCGGGGCCCCUGAGAGAGAGGGGACGGGAGAAGCAGCGGUUAUUGGGCAGCGCUGGGGGAGGAACUGGAGGGCUCGACGCACCGGAAAUACCGGAGACUAUGAUAACAAUGUCUGAUGGAAUGAUGAGCAAAGCUGCCACUAUGGAAAUCGCUAUCAGCAGGAAUGGGGUGUCUGGGGCCCUGGAUGAGAGUCUGGAGCAGGAUCUGCAGCAGGUUAUGGUCUCUGGUCCCAAUCUCAAUGAGACGAGUAUCGUAUCGGGGGGUUAUGGUGGCACCACAGAGGGGAUCAUUCCCACUGGUACUAUUAAAGGGGCCAUGUCUCAGCAGUGCUCCUCACACUCUGCUCUCACCUCUGAGGAACUCAACAGAGGUUUAGCUGUGGAGAAGUUUGAUCUUGUGAAGAAGUGGGGAAUAAACACUUAUAAAUGCACCAAGCAGAUGAUCUCUGAGCGCUUUGGCCGGGGCACUCGCACUGUCGACCUGGAGCUGGAAACUCAGAUAGAGCUUCUGAGGGACACCAAGCGCAAGUACGAGGGGGUCCUACACCUGGCCCGGGCCCUCACUGCUCACUUCUACAGCCUGGUGCAGACUCAGAGGGCCCUCGGUGAUGCCUUCUCUGACUUGAGCCAGAAGUCCCCUGAACUGCAGGAGGAGUUUGGGUACAACGCAGAGACCCAGAAACUGCUGUGUAAGAAUGGGGAGACGCUCCUCGGGGCGGUCAAUUUCUUUGUGUCCAGUAUCAACACUCUCGUUAAUAAAACCAUGGAGGACACGUUGAUGACUGUCAAACUGUAUGAGACUGCAAGACUGGAGUUUGAUGCUUAUCGGGCCGACCUGGAGGAGCUGAGUUUGGGGCCGCGGGAUUCAGCCACAUUGUGUCGUAUGGAGGUCGCACAACAGAACUUCCAGUCGCACCGCGUCAAAUACGAGAAGCUGAGGGGGGACGUCACUAUCAAACUGCGCUUCCUACAGGAGAACAAGGUGAAAGUGAUGCGCAAGCAGCUCCUGCUCUUCCAUAAUGCCAUCUCCUCGUACUUCGCUGGCAAUCAGCAGCAACUGGAGGCCUCCCUGCAGCAGUUCAACAUCAAGCUGAGCAGUCGGGCCAGUGACAAGCCCUCCUGGCUGGAGGAACAGUGACGGGGGCAGCAGGAGGAGCGCUUAUUUAUAGAGUUGUGUGUGUGUGUGACACUCCCUACGUGUGUCUGGCCAUGAGUGACACAAUUGGUGUGUGCAACUGGGUGAGUGUGUGAGUGCACACUGUACAUAUGCCUGGGUAUGUGAGUGGGACUAGGUGAGUGUGUACUUCAGUAUGUGAGUGAGACUGUACUCCAUACGUAUGCCUAGCUGUGUAUGUAAGUCUGGCUGUGUGAGUGGGUCUCUGCAUGCCUCUGGGGGUUUCAGUGAGACUCAGGAACCAUGUGAAUGAGACAGAACCUUUUGAUGGUGGUACAAGCAGGCCACACCCCUAUAGUACAGUUCUAAUUGGCUCUUGACCUUUUCUUGUUCCAUCUCUCUACUGGCUUCCUGCUCCACCCCCUACCCUAAAGCUCCUUCUGUUCAAUCUCUCUUACUUCCUGUCCUGCCCCCUAUAGCUCCUCCUGUUCCAUUUCUCUACUGACUUCUGUCCCCUACCCUAUAGCCCUGUUCCAUUUCUCUACUGACGUCUGACCCCUACCCUAAAGCUCCUCCUGUUCCAUCUCUCUACUGACUUCCUGCCCCGCCCCCUACCCUAUAGCUCCUCCUGUUCCAUUUCUCUACUGACUUCUGUCCCCUACCCUAUAGCUCCUCCUGUUCCAUUUCUCUACUGACGUCUGACCCCUACCCUAAAGCUCCUCCUGUUCCAUCUCUCUACUGACUUCCUGCCCCGCCCCCUACCCUAUAGCUCCUCCUGUUCCAUUUCUCUACUGACGUCUGACCCCUACCCUAAAGCUCCUCCUGUUCCAUCUCUCUACUGACUUCCUGCCCCGCCCCCUACCCUAUAGCUCCUCCUGUUCCAUUUCUCUACUGACUUCUGUCCCCUGCCCUAUAGCUCCUCCUGUUCCAUUUCUCUACUGACGUCUGACCCCUACCCUAAAGCUCCUCCUGUUCCAUCUCUCUACUGACUUCCUGCCCCGCCCCCUACCCUAUAGCUCCUCCUGUUCCAUUUCUCUACUGACUUCUGUCCCCUGCCCUAUAGCUCCUCCUGUUCCAUUUCUCUACUGACGUCUGACCCCUACCCUAAAGCUCCUCCUGUUCCAUCUCUCUACUGACUUCCUGCCCCGCCCCCUACCCUAUAGCUCCUCCUGUUCCAUUUCUCUACUGACUUCUGUCCCCUGCCCUAUAGCUCCUCCUGUUCCAUUUCUCUACUGACGUCUGACCCCUACCCUAAAGCUCCUCCUGUUCCAUCUCUCUACUGACUUCCUGCCCCGCCCCCUACCCUAAAGCUCCCCCUGUUCCAUGUGUCUAUUGGCUUUCUCUUGCAGUCACUUCCUGUGGGUAGGUCGUCUCUCUCUUGUUGUUUCCCUGUUGCAGACAGUCAGUUACUUGUGGAAAGCUGAUGAGUCUGUGCUGAAGGAUUUGCUGAGCGUUGGGUGUGCACCAGCCGCUGUAGCCUUUGCAUCAUACACCAGUUGCCUGCAGUGCAAACUGUCAGUUCCACUCAACGUCGGCUUCUGGCCCUGGGGCUGGUGUAUGGCAGUGAGAGUUCAGCUGCUACUCAGUGUUUCACACCGACUGAUAAAUCCUUUUUUCCUGCCCAUUUCCACACUCAAACCUGGAAACCUCUGGAGGGAGGACAAUAGAAUAGAAGUCUGUAGCUCCUCCUACUUGCCAUAUUUAUUUAGGUGCCAUCAUGUAGUUGGGCUCGGACUUUGGACUGGGUCUUGGCACCAGGGGCCCUUGUUAGUGUUACAGCCAAUGGAAUCCCACAGAAAGGUCUGAUCUUGUCUGGGUUCAGCCAUGACUGGACGCUGAUUGGAGGAAUUACGGGCCAAUUAGAUGCAUGAGAUAAAACAUAAUAUUAAAGGAGCAGUAACACCAAAACAAAAAUGAAUGUAUUUGCCCUGACGUGCUAUUUAUUUCUGCCCUGUGCAACUACACGCUUCCCUGGCAUCAUUUUUAUUUAUUGUAUAAAUAUAUUAUCUGUAUGUAUAUAUUAUAUGUAUUUAUAAAGUGCCAACAUAUUCCACAGCGCUGUACAAUAAAUGGCUGUAUACAUUUACAUAUAGAUUUAUAUACAAAAACAGCCAAUAACCCAGAGCCCUCCCCACAGAGAAAAGGGGUUGGAUUGCCACACAAAGGCCCUGUUUCUGUGUAUCAUCUGCCCCCAACAACUCUACCAGAAACCUACAGAUAUUUUCAAAUAAAAAUGGUGUUACUGGCCCUUUAAGAAAUCUCUCUUUUUAUACGUGAUGGUGGCAGGGAGUUGUGAGGAUUCCAUGGCUUGGUCUUACUUGCCCUUUAACUGGCCCAACAGACUGUAAGUGAACAAUCACUAAUUCUAUGGGAAACACUAAUACUGUGUGUGUGUGUGCAUGGCCUGAGGACGCAUGUGUGUGUUGAUGUGCAUGCGUGCUCAUGUGUGUGAAUGUGCAUGCAUGACCAGAGGAAGCGUGUGUGUGUGUGCUCACGUGUGUGUAUAUGCAUGCAUGACCAGAGGAAGCGUGUGUAUGUGUGUGCAUGACCAGAGGAAGCGUGUGUGUGCAUGACCAGAGGAAGCGUGUGUGUGCAUGACCAGAGGACACGCGCAUGUGUGUGCACGUGUGUGAGUCCAGUGAUACACUCCGUUUGUCUGUCCCGUUGGGUUAAUCAGAUUAAGAAGCAAAUGUAAAGUAAUUGCUGAUUAGGGAGAGUUUAUUUGGGAUUGUCGGUAAUUAGUCGUCCUGCUGCUGACGCUCUAAUCCCUUUCCUGCCUGCUCAUUGUAAUCCUUCGCCUCCUCUGGGAGUCGGCUCCUGCACUUCCUCUGAGCUAUUUUAUAGAGAACAUUCCAGAGCUUUUGGGCAUUUUGCCAUUGAUGUACAGAGAGGCUUGUGCUCCCCUAUGAUGGGGUUAGUUUAAUAGACGUAGGUAUCUGGGGACUGAGCCCCCCGACCAGACCAUUGCUGCUCUCAUUGAUAAAUACAGACAAAAGGAACAAGGCCCCCCACUGUGUGUGUUUGUGCGAAGGUUUCCGUGCGUUACAACAUACACAACCAUUCCUAUUGGAGGCUAAAUAGGGUGUGGCUGAAUGUUCUGGAAAAUCCUGUUCUUUAAUUAUUCACUAAUUGAUGGAAUAACAUUGUGCGUGUUGCCAAGUGCAGCACUCUGUGUGUAUGUGCAAUGCUUUGUGCUACAUGUGUGUGUGUGUGUGUGUUUAUCAUGUCCUUUGUGUGUAACACUCCUCGGGGGCUUGUUGUGAAACUUGAGUGUGUACAUAGCACAGUGGGAUUGUGCUUGGUGCUGUUACACACCAUGUCUGUGCAUUUGUGUGUCUGUUAAUUUGUGUGUAACACUCCACUGAGCACAGGUGCAUGGGAGUGUGUAACCCUGGGUUUGUGUACAGUACAGGGAGUAUCUGCUGGGCGAGUGCAUAUGGACAAGUGCUAGAACUUUAUGGAAUUAUCUGUGUUUAGGGAACACUACCGUCGUCCAAUUUAAUGCCCAGGAGGGUUGGAAUCUUGGCACUACAAAUGGGGGGGCUCUGAGAGGUCCCAGGGACUGAGGGACUGUCAUUGAGCCUGAGGAGACUCACGAGGGAAUCCACACUCAUUGGAGUGUUGGUGAGGUUCAUCCAUGCAUACCUUGUAUCACUUGGGGAGAUCUGUGGGGAAGUUCUCUUGGAGGCAGAUUUGGUGGGUAAAGAGCUUGUUGUGCCGGAGGGAUGCUCUAACUAGGAGGGUUCUGGGCAGAAGAACCUUUGUACUGUUGGGUAGAGAAACAACUGGUCUCACAGAGAAGAUCGUCGAAGGAUUCUCGCUGGUGGAGCAUGAAUGGAGAUCUUUUUGUGUCUUGUUGUGUUGUAGAAAAGACUGGGGUGGGGGUAACAUGGGAUAAAGAGCAUCUGAUUAUGGAAAUAUUUCAUUAAAUUGAUGAAACAGCAAAUAAAUAAUGUACAAUACCACAAA